AUGAAGCAAGCAUUGCUAGAUGUAAUUGAUGUUUUUCCAACUGACCACAGCUCGACCAUUGUCAGAAUGAAUAGAAUUUGUGUAUCGAUACGCCAGUUACAACAAAGCAACAGCAGAAAUCAUUUAGAACCAUCGAUGGAUUUUCAGCAGCAACUAACAAUGCCGCUGAUCAGAUCAACAUUAAAAAGCCCUCCCAUAUUGAAUUUCGGUAUCGAAAGAAUCACACCACAUGAAAACAAGCAGCAUCAGAAAUUUAUGCAAAAAGGCGAACAGCAGAAUGAGAAUUAUGACGAUCGAGACCAAGUUACGGGCAAGUUUUGUUGUGAUUUAUUGAGAAUUAAUUGGAGAUUUGCUUUUAGAUCACAAUUAAUAAUUGUCGGCCAUAAAAUAGCAAGAUUUGUGCAGCAAUGUCAUAAAUAA
Messenger RNA from Clunio marinus, 420 nucleotides. The record is from the annotation of a GenBank genome assembly. Lineage: Eukaryota; Metazoa; Arthropoda; Insecta; Diptera; Chironomidae.